AUGUCUGAUCUUAUCCUUGAGAUGCCCAGGAAAUGGAAGCUUUACAACAGAGUGAGGGGAGUAGCUCUGUCUAAGGAAAGAUUCCAGUUUAUUUUCAAGUUCGAGCAUGACCUCCUCGAUGUUCUGAGCAGAGUUCACACCUUCGAUAACUGGUCGAUUGUGUUGGAUAGAUGGACUGAGAAGCCACCAGAUGAUUUCUUACAACACCUGCUGGUGUGGGUUCAGAUGAGAAACAUUCCAGUAAACCACUAUACUCCUGGAACAAUAUCGGCGCUGGGAGAAUUCGCUGGUGAGGUAGUUGACGUACCGUAUGAUCCUGAGAAGGCGCAGCGACUGACUCAUGAGCAAGCUUUGUGCCCUUGGUCUGCAAAAGGAAUAGGAUCGGCUUUGUUGGAGUCUGCUUCGUCAGCAGAAAGGUUGGAUCCAGUCUCAGGUAAGCCUAAGAUUGCAAAGGAGGUCUUGAAAGGAAUGAGACAAUAUCUGUUAGCGGCUGAGGGUCAGGAGAAACUUGCUCGAGAAGACAGAGUGAGGAAAUCUUUGGAAGACUUAGUUAAUGACCCUUUGGGCCAGAAAGUCUAUUUGAGACUGGAGCAACCCCCAGUGGUGUCGUCUAAUCUCGAUAAAGGAAAGGGCACAGUGUUUGAUUUCAGUGCUCAGACACAACGACCUUCGGAGCAAGAGAAACUUAUGGCGAAUGCUAUUUCGGCUGGCUCUAAAACCUUGCAAUCAGGGAAGGUCAUCUCUCUGCCCCAAACUUUAAAGAAGCCGGCGGGUUCGACUCAAUCAGAGUAUCUUUUGGAAAGUUCAACGAGUUAUAGUGUGGGUAUCUAUGAUACUAGCACUUUCGGGACUAUUCCUAAGAAACCCAGACAGAGAAGAAGGCCUGGAACAUAUACAAGAAAGGCAUCUGGAAAGAAGAUUGUUCAAGCGUUAACUGAAGGGACUAAGGUAGUGGGGGAAGGAGUAAUUUCUGAAGGAAAGAGGAAGACACAUGAUGAUGUCGAGCCAUCUCAAAGCUCUGCAAGGUUUAAGAAACCAUUGGUGGUCCCGGAUGAGGGACCGUCUAGUAUCUAA
This is a messenger RNA of Brassica oleracea var. oleracea, 1074 nucleotides long. RefSeq lists its product as uncharacterized. Bases 1 to 1074 code for a protein of 357 amino acids. NCBI's taxonomy places the organism in Eukaryota, Viridiplantae, Streptophyta, Magnoliopsida, Brassicales, Brassicaceae. The record is from RefSeq and is a predicted model, not a curated record. The transcript is spliced from 3 exons.